Molecule: messenger RNA, 7025 nt
Organism: Sceloporus undulatus (fence lizard)
Lineage: Eukaryota; Metazoa; Chordata; Lepidosauria; Squamata; Phrynosomatidae
Gene: STX16
Product: syntaxin 16
Exons: 9
Coding region: 1183-2163 (326 amino acids)
Biological process (GO): intracellular protein transport; vesicle fusion; vesicle-mediated transport
Cellular component (GO): SNARE complex; membrane; endomembrane system
Molecular function (GO): SNAP receptor activity; SNARE binding
Source: RefSeq, a predicted model, not a curated record
GGAAGGGAAGGUGUGGGGGGGCUGCAGGGGGUCGGCCGUAGGCUCUUUCCCUGGCUCUUUGCUGCAGGACCCGGGUUUGCAGGAAGGGUUGCGGGGAGGCCGGAAGGGUUUAGGAGGGGGACCCAUAGGGACUGAGGAGGGGAAGGGUCCCUUUGAACCAUGAGCUGAAAGAGGGGCUGAGAGGACUCUGGGGGACGCUCCUUUGGAGAAAGGGAGCUGAGGGUCUCUUUCAUGCUCCUUUUGGAGGGGCUUUACAUCUUCUCCAUAUAUAUAUAUAUAUAUAUGUAUAUGUAUAUAUAUUUAAAAGGACUUUAGUCUGAAAGACAGCCACCUAGGAAUCUGGGAAGGUUGAGGGCUUUAAAUCUCUUCCACUUUCUGCAUCAUCAAAGCCCAUAUAUAUAUAUAUAUAUAUAUAUAUAGGACUUUGCCCUCAAAGAUAGCUACCUGAGAGUCUGGGAAGGUCAGGAUUUUAAAACCUCCAGUUUAAUAUAUAUAUAUAUAUAUAUAUAUAUAUAUAUGGAUUUGCCCUGAGGGAAAGCUAGCUAGAAUUUGGGAAGGUCAGGGUUUUUAAUAUCUCUUCCACUUUUUUGAAUCAGAGCCCAGAUAGAUAGAUAUAUUAGCAGAAUAUGACCUGAAGGACAGCUGGUUUGGAAUCUGGGAAGGUUGGGGUUUUUUAAGUCUCCUCCACCUUCUGUAUAAAAAAAUCCAAAAGGACUUUGCCCUGAGGGAAAGCUAGCUGACAGUCAGGAUUUUAAACCUCCUCCACCUUCUGCAUCAAAGCCCAGAUACAUAUAUAUUUAAAAGAGUUUGCCCUAAAGGAAAGAUAGCUGGGAAUCUGGGAAGGUUGGGCUUUUAAAAAUCUCCUCCACCUUCUGCAUCAAAACCCAGACAAAUAAAUGGAUAUAUUUUAAAGGAUUUUGCCCUGAGGGAAAGCUAGCCAGGAAUCUGGGAAUCCUCCCCUUCUGCAUCAAAGCUCAGAUACUUUGGGAAAGCUAGCUAGGGAUCUGGAAAGAUCAGCAGGUAUCAUUUCAGAGGGAGAGAAAAGGAAAAGGUUUCCUGUGGGAUCCAUAGGUUAUUUUGUGGGGUUUGGGGCCCAGGGGUGGGGAGACACCUAAAAGGGUCUGCAGAAAUAAGUGGUGGUGCUGGGGCCCUGACAGGUCCCUUAGGAAGCUUUUUAGCGCCAUGGCCACCCGGCGUUUAACAGAUGCGUUCUUGUUGUUGCGGAACAACGCGAUCCAAAGCCGGCAGCUGCUGGCUGAGCAAGUGAGUAGUUACAGCUCCUCCAGCCCUCUGACUUCACGUAGCAUGGCUGCUGCGGAGCUGGAUGAGCUCACGGAUGAUCGCAUGGCACUAGUGUCCGGGAUUAGUUUAGAUCCUGAAGCACCUGUCUGUGUAACUAAGAGACUACCUCCAAAGUGGAUUGAUGGAGUAGAAGAAAUUCGGUAUGAGAUCUCCAGGAUAAAGCAGAAGAUGAAAGAACUAGCUAGUCUGCAUGAUAAACAUUUGAACAGACCAACUCUGGAUGAUAGCAGUGAAGAAGAACAUGCAAUAGAAAUAACUACCCAAGAAAUUACACAGCUAUUCCAUAGGUGUCAGAGGGCAGUCCAGACGUUACACAGCAAGUCUCGAAGCUGUACAGACCAAGAGCGUCGGCUUCUGAAGAAUGUUGUGUCUUGCUUAGCCCAGUCCCUUCAGGAAUUGUCCACCAGCUUUAGGCAUGGGCAAUCUGACUAUCUCAAACGUAUGAAGAAUCGGGAAGAAAGAUCCAAGCAUUUCUUUGACACUUCAGUCCCACUUAUGGAUGAUGGUGAGGACACAACACUGUACGAUCGGGGUUUUACAGAUGACCAGUUAGUAUUAGUACAACAAAAUACAGUACUGGUGGAAGAACGGGAGCGAGAAAUCCGACAAAUUGUACAGUCUAUUUCUGAUCUCAAUGAAAUUUUUAGAGAUUUAGGCGCAAUGAUAGUUGAACAGGGUACAGUUCUUGACAGGAUUGAUUUCAAUGUUGAGCAAUCAUGUGUUAAAACAGAAGAAGGAUUGAAACAACUACAUAAGGCUGAGCAAUAUCAAAAGAAGAAUCGGAAGAUGCUGGUCAUUGUAAUCUUGUUUGUUAUAGUAAUUGUUCUUAUCAUUGUUCUCAUUGCUGUAAAAUUUCGCUAGAUGACACUCCAGUAACAUUUUCCUUUCUGUGUAUGUGUGUUUGGGGAGUCAGGGGUGGAUUGUUGUGUGUUGUGAGUUUUGUCCCCUCUUUCUUGGUUUGUUUCUGGUAUGAAUGGUUGAGCCUGUGCUCUUGGAGGCUGCCUUUGGGAUGAAUGUAUAAGCCCUAUGGUGCAAAGUCUGUGCAAUGUUCCUAAAGACACCCCUCUCUGUUUUAUAUGUUCCAUGAAUAUGAGAGAUAAUGGUUUGCAAAAAGUGGGGCAGGGGUACGUGUGAAAGAAUCCUGCAGUUUUGGAGAAGUGCUACAAAAUCAGACAUCUGGUUAUUUAUCUUGGCAUUUGGAACACUAAACGUGCUUUUGUAACGAAACGGUUAAGGGUUAAGAUAUUUCAGAAAGUAUACUUACUUUCCUUUUUAUUGGGAACCUGAUGGUGUUAUAUGCCAUCUUUAUGCCACAGAGAAUCUUAGCUCUUGUGACCUUUCUGGGUUUCUGUUUGAACACAAUACCAAAAACUAAGGUAAAAAUGCCUUAAAGAUAACAAGUUUGAUUUCAUCUAGUUUUCACCUAGAUUUAAUGUUAAUGUAAGCAGAUUCAAAUUAAACCUCCAUGUGUGUUUUUUAUUUAAAAGCCGCAGAUAACUCCCACUUUGUGGCUUCAUAUCAUUGCUGUUUUGCCCCUUCUACAGUGAUAUCUAGGAAAUGUGAAUGUAACAUUCAACCAUAAUCAGUGCUAUACAUUUAGAAUUAUUUCCUAAGCUUUAAGUAAUUGGGAAUGUGCUGUCCUGCCUCCUCCCUUAGCACCUUACUCCUAAAGUGAUCAUACACUGUUUUUCUACUGCAUGUAUUUUUAAACAGAUAUUGAGUCCAGGGUUGAAAGGAAAUUCUUUGUUCUUCCUCAUCUCUCCUCCUGCCCCAAACGGUCUGUGUCUGUUAUUAUAUUAAAAAUCAAUUGUGGCAUAUUUCAUCCUCUGUUCAUAAAUACUGAACUAGUAAAGGCAUGGUGGUAUCCACACAUGUUGCUUAAACAGGGUGAAAUAAAUACACUGAUAUGUUUAUCCAAAUCAUGUUUAGAUAGACAAACUGUUUGUGUUUUAACUAUUUCAGUACAAGGAGAGCUCAGGAGAAACAUGGCAUACUGUUCGGCUGUGAUGAAGUGCUGUACUACUGGUUUCUGUAUAUCAUGAUCCCUUUGUUCCAUUAAUGUAGCAGUUGACUCUGCAGAUGAAUCAUUUUUAGUUGUAAAAUACUAGCAGUUUAACUGGAUCUUUAAAAUGCUCUGCAAUAUUAGGGGCCUUACUUAAUCUUUACAAAUACUCACACACAUUCCAUAUUGUAUAAUUCAAUUAAAGCUUUUUCUGUUGCAUCUCUUUCUGUUGUGAAUUACUGGAACAGUUUGCCAGUGUUUUGCAGCUGCCUUGUCUUUCAGCCCAUCGUUAAUGUAAUAACAUGUAAUGUCUGUGUGUUCUCACAGCAUUCCCUCACUCAUCCAUCUCUUUGCAGCAUUCAUACUUUCUUUAGAACAGUAGUCUAGAGCUUGAGAAGGCUGUUUCUUAGACUGCAACUGCAGGCACCAUGCCUGCUGGAGAUUCUGGAUGUUGUUGUCCAAAUGUAGUUUUCUGAGCUCUGCUCUGUAAGAUUGAUCCUAGUUGUGGAGCUAGGUCUCCAUGAAAGAAAGUCACUGAUGGGUGAUACUCUGCUGUCCUGUCUUUGAUGUCUUUCAAAACAUUCUGGGUAUGACUCCACCUUUGGCUUUAAGUACCGUGGGAACAAGUGACUAUUUGCAUGCCCAUGGGGAAGGUGUUGUUGUCUCUACAUCUGAAUGUUGUUGCACUUGUCCUUGGACUAUUGUAUCUUUGCUGCAAGCAGGGGAGAGAUUCAAGGGGUACCGAAUUUUGUUAACAUGAUGGAACUGGUGCUGUUCUUUGACUGUCAUAUUUGCAAAUGUUGGUGUACUACGUAGAUUGGGGAAGCACAGGAAGUUUGACUAGACCAUGUUGUGAUAUCUUCCAUCAUUCAUAUAACUCUCUCUAUAUAUCAGCAUAUAUGUAGUCCACAGCACCUAGGUACAAUGUUAUAAUUAAUCUCUGAAAGGUUGGUUUAGUUCAGGAGUGAGUAAGGCGGAUUCGUCCAGAUAUUGUUGGACUACAACUUUCAGCAUUCCUCAUUAUUAGCUGCAGUGUCAAGGGCUGUUGGAAGUUGCUUUCCAACAGUGUUUGGAGGGCUGCAGUUUGUCUAUGUCGGGGGUCUGUUGACGAGUCUCUGGAUGGUUUGUGGUAAAUCAACAAAAUGUUUUUUGAUGCCCAGUGUUUAAUAGCAGCAAUAAAACAAUAGCUGGAAAGGUGCAUGUGAAUUGUCUUUAUUAUGUUGCUAAGAUGGAGGAAACUUGGAAACUCCAGAAAUUGACUUUUGUAUGAAAGGACUCUGAGCUUAUAUUCUUUGGCUAAGCAUGAAUGUAUUCUUGGGCAGAGUAUGUAUUCUUGGGCUAAGCAUGUGCUCAGAGGCACUCUUUUCCUUACUUCUGCUGUUUUUCUCUGCAACAGCUCCUUCCACAAGCCAAUGUUUUGCACCUGGCUCUGUUUGGUAGAUCUUGUUUCUAGUAAAAACAAACACAAUGUGAGCCUGAAAUCUGCCCACUGAUGAUCUGGAUCUCAGAUCUGAAUCUGGGCACUCUAGUGAUUAUGCUGAAGGCUACACUAGAAACAUUUUCCUUGGCAGCUAGUUUUAUGUGUGUAGGAAGAGCUUCAGUACUGUGAGUGCAAGAUGAAUUGGUAUGGCCUAGCUAAUCAUUUUGGAGACAAUUAAACCUAAAUCAUGAACAAUGUAACACAUGGUAAAAGAAAGAAUUAAAGUCAAAUAAUCAUCGUUUUCUGUUUUGUUUCCAUUUUAAAACUCUCUCUUGUGCUGAUGUUAAAAUUCGUUCUUUAUUUUUAAAAAAUUGACACUUUCAAAGGAAAUAAAAAAUAAAGUGUGAUAGAACGCAAUGAGUGUCUAAAUUAUGCCUGUGUUGGUAACCUUACUUAUUUAUACAGAACUGUCAGGAUGUAUAGUGGUUUACCAGCAGGGUUGGAAAUCUUGUGACCUUCAAGUUAUUGUUGGACUGCAGUUCCCCAGUAGGCCUAAGUCGCACUGACCGGGGAGAAAGAUAGGAGUUGGUAAUCAGAUGACAUCUGCAAGGCCACAUGCUUCCUGCACAUGCUUUACUGCAUGAAGAAGCAGGCCUCUGAUCCAAGCACCCUACAGUCUAAAGUUUGACAGUGAAGACAAAACGAAAGUAAUAAUAGUUUUUUGUGUGUUUUUCAGGAUAUGUGGCCAUGUUCUAGAAGAGUUUAUUCCUAAUGUUUCUCUGAAGAUGCCAGCCACAGAUGCUGGCAAAACAUCAGGAAUAAAGUCUUCUAGAACAUGGCCACAUAGCCUGAAAAACCCACAAAUAAAUAUGGGUGCCAGCCAUGAAAGCCUUCGACUUCACAUCAGGUAAUAAUAGAUUACACACAGCACUCCUUAAAGGUGGUUAUAGAGGGAGCAAGGUUUGAGGAUGGAGAUAGGAAGAAGGCUAUUCCAAUACUAAGGAAAAAUCAGUCAAACAUAAUCAGCAGCAACAAAAUUCAAAGAGCAGAGAUGGUAUUUGUUUUCAUGCAAACUCCAUGCAAGCAUCUCUGUGGCACACAAGGAUUAUAUCCCUCUUCUGACAGUUUGCAGCACAGCUUUACAAUACUGCUGUUUCUGAGACUCUGUUUGUAUAUUGUGCAUACCCAUUUAUAAGCACUGAGUGGUGUGUGUUUUUUUAAAGGCUAACAUAAAUCCAGAACUGCUUUAAGAACCAUUAACUUGAUUAGAACAAUCUUAAUUUCUAAUGGCUAAUCAAUGUAAGAUAUGUACAUUCCAAAGGGGUUUGUAGCUUGAGAACCCUUUUGUUCUUCCAUCAUAGUUCCAUGUAAGGCUAUUGCCAUUUGGAAAGGGGAAAAAUGUUUAUUUAAUAUUAUUUAUAUGAACUGUUGAGAGAUUAUCCACUACUCUUCAUUUUUUUUACAUUAUAGUUAUAUUCUUAGUGCUGUACAUUUGCACAGCCAAAUGGCUUUAGAGUUGAGAUUAGGUAGGAAAGAUCAGUAAAACCAGAGUGAAGUCAAAGAUUAACAAAUGAAUUAACAGAGACAUGAUAACAGCCAUCAUACCUGAUAGCGCUGUACUAGUCGCUAUGCACAUUUGUAUAAUGGGGGCAUUGUUAACUUUUAUGGGAGCUUUUCUUUAAAUCUCAGUAAUGUUUCAUGAAUGUCUUUGAUGUAUUCAUUUAUACAGUAAUAUUGCUCUUCAUAGGUAAAACCUCUCAGAAUUUUGAAUACUGAAGAACUCCAGUGACUAUUAAUUUCCUUUUCACUAUUUUUCUAUUCACAAAUGGAAAAGUAAGGCUGAGAAUUACUUGUCUGACUACCCAGAGAAUCCAUUGUUGUAAUUUGACUUGAAGACAGCCUAAUAAUACAGGGCAGACAGAGGUGGUUCUGUUCCUUCACGUUGACUCUGACUUAUGGUGACUCUUAAGUGAAGCUAUCAUAGGAUUUUCUGGGGCUGAGAGUGAGUGACUCACUUAACACCAUCCAGUGAGUUUCCAUGGCUGAACAGGGAACUGAUCCCUGGUCUCCAGAGUUGUCCAAUGUGGAAACCACUACACCAUGCUGGCUGUCUAGACAGAUUACUCUAGUCCUAAGUGUUAUUUGUUCCCCUCAUGUGAUUUUAGUCAUGUGAGUAUGGUGUAAUAGUUUGAGUAUUGGACUAUUGGACUACAGUUCUGGAGACCAGGGUUCAAUUCCUACUUGGCUAUGUUCUCAACCUCAGAAAGAUGAUGGCAAACCUCCUCUGAACAAAUCUUGCCA